AUGUCCGCGACAGCCGCUUCUUAUUCCGUCGUAGGCUUCCAGACCGGCCUGAACUGGCGUUCGCUGGCCUUCGAGAAGCCCCCGCCGGCCAUCCGCGUGUGCAGCCUGUGCGGAGUGGUGCCCAGAACGACGCUGGUGCUUCCCUGCUCGCACGCCUUCUGCGAGCCCUGCUUCGCUGCCACCGAGGGCAAGGGCCGCGUGUGCCCCCUGGACGGCCACGCGUACGACCAAGACACCGUGGGCAGGCUGCAGCUCCCUCCAGACCAGGUUCUUCGUCUCAGGGCGGCCUGCUGGAACCCGGGCUGCUGCUUCGUCGGUCCGGUCUCGGGGCUCCUGGAGCACUUCGAGGAGCACUGCGCCUUCCACAGGGUCAGCUGCAACAGGUGUCACCAAGACGUCCUGCGGCACGACCUGGUGCAGCACUACGCAGAGGGUUGCAGUAGUGCCACCAGCGUGCAGGGCGGAGGCAGCCGGGAGGCUGGUCUACUCUGCAGCGACAUCCUCAAGGCCAGCGCCGAGUUUCGACGCUCCUUCACCGAGCUCCGGGACGGGUACUACGAGCUGCAGGCAAGCCUCAACACCCUCUCGGGAGAGAUGAAGCACUCGCGCUCAGAAACCAACGCAGCCGCCGCGAGCGUCUCACGCCUCCUACAGGCAGAGUUGGCCGCCCUUAAAGCCCAACUGGAGGCCUUGCAGUGUCGCGGGACCGGCGACGUUCCCGUCCCGGCGCCGACGCCAACCCCAGAACCCGUCCCGCGAGAGCCGAGACAACUCAGCGAUGCCCUGUACAUCAUCGGAUCGAGUGAGGAAGCCAACGCCUCGCUGGAGAGCGGCGGCAUUCGCUCUGACGACCCCCAGCGUGCUCGAAGAGCGCUAUGGUCCGUCAGCAACAUGGCAUCCCUCUGCGCCCAGGCCUCGCGGUGCGGCCAGACGCUUAGUUGCAGCGACGUCUUCUCGCUGGACGGCUACAUGGCGCGGCUAGAGAUCCACUUGCGAUGCGUGGACUGCGUCCUUUUUGUGCGUCCCUGCUUCAGGCUCUGCAGGGGCGCCAACGACGCAGUCCUGGAAUGGCCCUUCAAGAAGACGCUGUCUGUGAAGCUGGCCCACUUCCAGCGCCAGGGCGUUUCCGUACGCUUCGACCUGGACACGGGCCACAUGGGUGACUAUCGCGAGUUCUGGAUGCCUACCAGGGAGCGCAACAUCCCAUUCACCAUGUGCGAGAUGACACUCCUCACGACGGCCUUCUCCGCAGGCAGCGCGAGCACACUGGACAUCUUCCUGGAGCUGCUGUGUCGCGGCUGA
Messenger RNA from Ixodes scapularis (black-legged tick), 1302 nucleotides. RefSeq lists its product as uncharacterized. The record is from RefSeq and is a predicted model, not a curated record. Gene Ontology annotation, molecular function: ubiquitin protein ligase binding; metal ion binding; tumor necrosis factor receptor binding. Gene Ontology annotation, biological process: protein K63-linked ubiquitination; tumor necrosis factor-mediated signaling pathway; positive regulation of JNK cascade. Bases 1 to 1302 code for a protein of 433 amino acids. NCBI's taxonomy places the organism in Eukaryota, Metazoa, Arthropoda, Arachnida, Ixodida, Ixodidae. Gene Ontology annotation, cellular component: cytoplasmic side of plasma membrane; plasma membrane signaling receptor complex. The transcript is spliced from 3 exons.